Messenger RNA from Clarias gariepinus (North African catfish), 10188 nucleotides. RefSeq names its product kinesin family member 1Aa (gene kif1aa). The coding region runs from base 287 to 5791 and encodes 1834 amino acids. Gene Ontology annotation, biological process: microtubule-based movement. Gene Ontology annotation, molecular function: ATP binding; microtubule binding; microtubule motor activity. The transcript has 50 exons. Lineage: Eukaryota; Metazoa; Chordata; Actinopteri; Siluriformes; Clariidae. The record is from RefSeq and is a predicted model, not a curated record.
CAUUUUGGCUUCUGCAUUACAGACAACAUCAAGUCUUCUAUCUUUAAAAAAGCCUCCUCCCUGAUCAAGCAGGCCUCGCCAGGCAUUCAGAUACCCCUUUCCCCCUCUUUACAACGGACCUCCCUCUCCAUCUGAGGAUUGAGGACACAGGGGGUAUUCUUUGAUUGGUCCCAGUACUAGACCUCUGGGAGCAAAUCAACAGAUCUACAGUGUAGUAAAUCGCUCAGGAGACACUAAAACGGUGUGUAUCUUCUGGUGUGGACAGUGCGAGCCAUAAGGAGGCACCAUGGCGGGGGCCUCGGUGAAGGUGGCGGUGCGGGUUCGCCCCUUCAACUCGCGGGAGAUGAGCAAAGAGAGCAAGUGCAUUAUCCAGAUGUCAGGAAAUACAACCACGAUCAUCAACCCCAAAGCACCCAAAGAAACCAAGAGCUUUAGUUUUGACUACUCUUACUGGUCACAUACCACGCCAGAGGACAUCAACUAUGCGUCUCAGCAGCAGGUCUACAAUGAUAUUGGUGAGGAAAUGCUGCUCCAUGCCUUUGAGGGCUACAACGUCUGCAUUUUUGCGUAUGGCCAGACUGGUGCUGGCAAAUCAUAUACUAUGAUGGGCAAACAAGAAAAGGACCAGCAAGGAAUAAUCCCACAGCUAUGUGAGGAUCUUUUUACCAAGAUCAAUGACAGCAAUACUGACAACAGCAUGUCUUAUUCGGUGGAGGUGAGCUAUAUGGAGAUUUACUGUGAGCGUGUGCGGGACCUGCUGAACCCCAAAAAUAAAGGGAACCUUCGAGUGAGAGAGCACCCACUGCUAGGCCCAUAUGUGGAAGAUCUGUCCAAACUCGCUGUCAUGUCCUAUAAUGACAUUCAAGACCUGAUGGACUCAGGGAAUAAGGCCAGGACGGUGGCUGCCACCAACAUGAAUGAAACAAGCAGUCGUUCCCAUGCUGUCUUCAACAUCAUCUUUACACAAAGGAGGCACGAUUCAGAGACAGACAACACAUCUGAGAAGGUCAGCAAAAUCAGUCUGGUGGAUUUAGCCGGCAGUGAGAGAGCUGACUCCACUGGAGCUAAAGGCACUCGGCUCAAGGAGGGAGCAAAUAUAAAUAAAUCCCUCACCACGCUGGGAAAAGUCAUUUCAGCACUGGCAGAGGUGGAUUCUGGAUCAAACAAGAACAAGAAGAAAAAGAAGGUGGAAAGUUUUAUCCCCUACAGAGAUUCUGUACUGACGUGGUUACUUCGAGAAAAUUUAGGUGGAAAUUCUCGCACUGCCAUGGUAGCUGCUCUCAGUCCUGCAGACAUCAACUAUGAUGAAACUCUCAGCACACUCAGGUAUGCAGACAGAGCCAAGCAGAUCCGCUGUAACGCUGUCAUUAAUGAGGACCCCAACAACCGGCUGGUGCGUGAGCUGAAGGAUGAAGUGUCACGUCUGAAAGAGCUCCUCUAUGCCCAGGGCUUGGGUGAUAUCAUUGAAACCUAUCGGGGUCCUGUCGAUGACAAUGCUGGUUUGGGUUUGAAAUACUUUUCUGAUUACAAGAACAAUAACAAUACUGGCCAGGCUGUCAAUGAAAGGGGUGAUCUCUCCGCAGUGACCAAUGCCAUGACAGGGAUGAGUCCCUCCCCCUCCCUCUCCGCCCUGUCAAGCCGUGCUGGGUCCAUUAACAGCCUGCAUGACCGCAUCAUGUUCAGCCCUGGGAGUGAAGAGGCCAUUGAGAGGCUUAAGGAAACUGAGAAAAUCAUUGCAGAACUCAAUGAAACAUGGGAGGAGAAGCUUCGCCGUACCGAAGCCAUCAGAAUGGAAAGAGAGGCCCUGCUUGCUGAGAUGGGUGUGGCCAUGAGGGAAGAUGGAGGCACUGUUGGCGUCUUUUCACCCAAAAAGACUCCCCAUCUGGUGAAUUUAAAUGAAGAUCCUCUGAUGUCUGAGUGUCUCCUUUACUACAUUAAAGAUGGAAUAACCAGAGUGGGAAGAGAGGAUGCGAUGACAAGGCAGGACAUUGUUCUCAGUGGACACUUCAUAAAAGAUGAGCAUUGUAUUUUCACCAGCAGUGCAGGACCUAUGGGAGAAGUCAUUCUGGAGCCAUGUGAAGGAGCUGAGACCUAUGUCAACGGAAAGAAAGUGACAGAGCCCACUGUCCUUAGAUCAGGGAACCGCAUCAUCAUGGGGAAGAGCCACGUGUUCCGCUUUAACCACCCGGAGCAGGCACGGCAGGAGCGGGAGAGGACUCCAUGUGCUGAAACUCCAGCUGAGCCCGUGGACUGGGCCUUUGCUCAGAGAGAGUUGCUAGAGAAACAGGGCAUCGACAUGAAACAGGAGAUGGACCAGAGACUUCAGGAGCUGGAAGACCAAUACCGCAAAGAGAGGGAGGAAGUUAAUAAUCUUUUGGAGCAACAGAGACUAGAUUAUGAGAGCAAGCUGGAGGCCUUACAAAAGCAGGUUGAUCGUUAUUAUCCUGAAGCAACAGAGGAGGAGGAUGAACCUGAGGAGGAAGUGCAAUGGACUGAGAGGGAGACUGAGCUGGCCAUGUGGGCUUUCAGAAAGUGGAGGGGGUACCAGUUUACCUCUCUCAGAGACCUUCUCUGGGGCAAUGCCAUCUUCCUCAAAGAGGCCAAUGCUAUUAGUGUGGAGCUCAAAAAGAAGGUGCAGUUUCAGUUUGUGUUGCUGACCGAUACGCUCUACUCUCCACUUCCUCCUGACUUACUGCCUUCUGAUGUGACUCAAGAGAGGGAGAAAAGCCCAUUUCCCCGCACCAUCGUAGCUGUGGAAGUGCAGGACCAGAAAAAUGGAGCCACGCAUUAUUGGACCCUGGAAAAGCUCAGGCAGCGUUUGGACCAGAUGAGGGACAUGUAUGACCGUGCUGCAGAGGUUCCCAUUGGUGCCACAGAGGAGUGUGACAGUGUACUGACGGGAGGAGACCCUUUCUAUGACCGCUUCCCUUGGUUCCGCCUUGUUGGGAGCAACCUCCUAUUCACCUCAUGCCUUAGUGAGCAAGUAAAAGACCCCAUGGCCUCCCCGACCACCUCUGACCCCACCGAGACCACUGAACCCACCGAGCUGAUCCAGUCAUGGCACUGCAGGGGGCUUGGGGCAGAGAUGGACUGCUUCACAGAUGAGCUCUUGUCGGAUGACCUGUGUUCUGAGCUUGGCGAGGAAGAUGAUGACGACCAUGACAUUUAUAAGGACGAUGAGAAGGGGCUUUGCAGAACCUCCGACGAGGCGGAGGACCCGUUUUAUGAGCGUGCUCCUUUGUUCAGUGUAGUGGGAAGGGCCUUUGUGUAUCUGAGUAACCUGCUAUACCCUGUGCCCCUGGUACAUCGGGUAGCCAUUGUCAGCGAGAAGGGAGAGGUCAAGGGGUUCCUGCGUGUAGCAGUGCAGGCAAUAUCAGGCUCUCUGGUUUUUCCUCCAGCUGAUGAGGAGGCACCGGAUUAUGGUUCAGGUGUGAGGCAGUCUGGAACUGCCAAGAUCUCCUUUGAAGACCAGCAGUUUGAGAAGUUCCAAUCAGAGUCUUGCCCAGUUGGUCUCUCCAGCAAAGGACUUUCUCAGGAGGAGUUGCGGAUCGUGGAGGGUGAGGGACAAAAUGCAGAGAUGAUGCCAUCUGCCGAUGAGGUUAAUAACAACACCUGCGCAGCUGACCCAGAAGAACUAGACGGCAACAUAAAAGAUGGGGUUCUGGAUGGAGCUUUGGACCAUCUUAAGAUAGGAGAGCUCUUUACAUUCAGAGUAACUGUCCUCCAAGCAUCCAGCAUCUCCGCUGAGUAUGCAGACAUCUUCUGCCAGUUUAACUUUAUCCACCGGCAUGAUGAGGCGUUUUCCACAGAGCCACUGAAAAACACCGGACGAGGUCCACCACUGGGAUUCUAUCAUGUACAGAAUAUUGCAGUGGAGGUCACUAAGUCUUUUGUGGAGUACAUCAAGACACAGCCUAUUGUGUUUGAAGUGUUUGGUCACUAUCAGAAACAGCCUUUCCCUCCAUUGUGCAAGGACUUAAUGAGUCCAUUGCGUCCAUGCAGAAGACAGUUCCCAAGAGUUAUGCCUCUAUCCAAACCAGUACCUGCUACUAAGCUGACGACUCUCACACGUCCCACAGCCGGACCCUGCCACUGUAAAUACGACCUAAUGGUAUUUUUUGAGAUCUGUGAGCUGGAGGCCAAUGGAGACUACAUCCCUGCUGUAGUGGACCACAGAGGUGGAAUGCCCUGUCAGGGCACUUUCCUGUUACACCAGGGAAUCCAAAGAAGAGUUACAGUGACUAUAGUGCACGAGACAGGGGGUGACAUUAAUUGGAAAGAGGUUCAUGAGCUGGUUGUAGGCCGCAUUCGAAACACUCCAGAAGCAGACGAAACCAUCAUAGACCCCAACAUUCUGUCCCUUAACAUCCUGUCUACUGGAUACAUACAGCCAUCUGCAGAUGAUAGGCAGUUUCUUGAUUCGGACAUGCCUAGGACAUUUUACCGCUUUGAAGCUGCGUGGGAUUCAUCCAUGCACAACUCGCUUUUGCUGAACCGAGUGACUCCGUAUGGGGAGAAAAUCUAUAUGACUUUGUCUGCUUACCUGGAGAUGGAAAACUGCACACAGCCUACAGUCAUAACCAAAGACUUCUGCAUGGUGUUUUAUUCUCGAGAUGCAAAGCUCUCAGCCUCACGCUCCAUCAGGAACCUGUUCAGCAGCGGAAGCCUGAAGUCAUCUGAAGGAAACCGAAUCACUGGCGUGUAUGAGCUCAGUCUGUGCCACCUGGCAGAUGCAGGCAGCCCAGGAAUGCAGCGAAGGCGCAGGCGGGUGUUAGACACAUCUGUGGCCUAUGUGCGAGGGGAGGAGAAUUUGGCUGGAUGGAGGCCCCGCAGUGACAGCCUCAUCCUGGACCAUCAGUGGGAGCUGGAGAAGCUCAGCCUCCUGCAGGAGGUGGAGAGAACCAGGCACUACCUCCUCCUGAGGGAGAAGCUGGAGUCCACCCUGCUGCUGGGCCAGGAAGUGCCGCUGUCCUGUGUGUGUGAAGAUCUGACCGAGUCCUCCUCCCCGUCCAAACACCUAGGGCAGGGUCACGACUCUGAUGCUGACCCUGGGCAUGAAAUAAUCAACGAAAGGCAGCGUAAGCUUGCUGCCAAGUGUUUGCGUUUGCUUACCCACACCUUCAACAGAGACUACAGUCAUGUGUGUGUGAGUGCCAGUGAGAGUAAGCUGAGUGAGAUGUCUGUAACACUGAUAAGAGAUUCCACCUCUAUCUCUGACAUCAACACCCUCACACCCUCCUCCACCUGUCCCUCACUGAUGGAGGGAUGCUACAGCAGCAACACUGAGCUCAGACCCCCAGCACCUCGCUCUCGUGCCGUUAGCCCCAACCGAGGCUCUACAUCUGAUGCAGAGUGCAAGAAGUCCUCCGAUGGAACUCCAGGGUCCAAAUCAAGGACCCACACAUUUGUCCCUGACAUUCAGGAGAUCCGUGUCAGCCCAAUAGUAUCGAAAAAGGGCUACCUGAACUUCCUGGAGCCGCACACUAACGGCUGGGUGAAACGCUACGUGGUGGUGCGCCGGCCAUACGUUUACAUUUACAACUCGGAGAGAGACACAGUGGAAAGAGCCAUCCUUAACUUGUCUUCUGCACAAGUGGAAUACAGCGAGGACCAGCAGGCCAUGCUGAAGACUCCCUUUACAUUUGCUGUGUGCACAGAGCAUCGUGGGAUCCUUCUUCAAGCCAGCAAUGACAAAGAGAUGCAUGACUGGCUGUAUGCAUUUAAUCCUCUUCUUGCUGGCUCCAUCAGAUCCAAACUCUCCAGAAGAAGAGCAGCACAGAUGAGGCUUUGAGAGGACAAAAGCAACAGAGCCAACAAACAAAGACUAUCCCUGUAAAUAGAGUCCUCUAUUCCUGUUCCCAGUCUGGUCUCUAACACUUGUCACACUACUCCCUUUCUGUGUGCACCUGCACUCACCCUAUCUAGCACUAAGCAUCUGUGUAGUAAAGGCUCACAACCCUGUGUGUCUACCAGGACCUGGAUGCCCAACUCAUAACCCUCCUAGGAAUCUAAGGCCACUAUGUUUUGGAUCAGUGUAAUAAUGAAGAAUCAAAGCACUUGCUUAGCUUCAUUUAGGUGUGUAUAUAAUCUCACAAAAACGCUCCAACAAUAGCCUGACACAUCCAGAUCAAGUGAAACAUAUUUUAUCCAGAUUUGUUAACAUGAGUAACAAAAAGUAGACCGUUUAUACAAAGCUAUCUCAGUCACAUGACCUUACUGUGGUAUUCUUUACAGUUGAAUCUGGUCAGUAUUUGAGUCAGUCAAUACUAUCUUUAUUAUCAGCUCCACUGACACUUGUUAAGGGCGCUGUAUCCUAAAAUGCAUACUAAAUUAUGAUUCUAAAUAAAAUGUCAAAAUAGCAUGCAUUACUAUUUUACGUACUAUUUAGUAUGAUUGGUAGUAUGCAGUUUGGGAUGUAGUCAGAUUCUUCCCAGUUCAGCUGUAGUGCAGGUUUUGGAUAGUCUCUACAGAAAACAUAAUAUGAUCUAAAAGGCCCUGCAAUGAGAAACAUCAAACAUUGCUCAUGACAUAUUCACACAGCUGUAUAUAUAUUGAAAAAAUACAGAAAAAAGAAGAGAUGGACGGUCGUGCGUGAGUCUUAUCUAAAUUGUAUCAUAAUCCAGUUUAAUAUUUUCUAGAAUGAACUUAUCCCUUAAAGAUCUUAUCUCUGGUUGAUUUACUUAGAAGUUUAUAUUAAAAUCUUGUCAAGUUAGACAUUUAUUUAACAUGCAUUUAUUUAUUUGGUUGUGUAUUUAUUGAUAAUGUUUUGAUGAUGUUUAAUGCAAUUAUCUGCAAAUGGCACUUUCCCCCCCACCCCCCCAUGAGUUCUUCUAACCUUUUGCUUAUGUAUCAUGUGACUGUCCCUCCUCGACCCACAGAAUGCUUUUGAGGGAUAGGAAUAGGAUGUGACGCUGUGACGGCUGCUACUAUGUGUAGAUCACAUGAAUGUUUUAUUAGUAAGUCAUCUGAAACGAGAAAGAGCCUUUUGCAAAAUAUCCAGUUGUGAAAUCGAGAAAGAUUACCCGAGGUUACCCAAAUCAGUUGAAGACAAAAGUCUGUAUAAUCACAAACUGCAGGUUUUUAAUGGUGUAUAUUACAUGGUUUUAUUAGCUUCUCAUUAUUCCAUUUUCUCAUUUGCUAUUUUUAUUAUUCAGGUCUCCUAAAUCAUGUCAGCCCAUCAAUCGAAUAUCUUAACAUGCCCCAAUUUUGAUAUGUUGGAAGUUGAGUUUUUAUGCUGUGCGUGUACUACAUCCAAGUCAUUUUGUACGGGUGAUUGGUCUGUAUUUUCUCCUUCCCAUACACAUGCUCAAAAAUCCAGCUUUGCCUGACUAGCUAGCAGCUUCCAAAACAAACGCAGAGCAAGUCGAGCUGGUAGAUCAUGGUCAUUUAACAAACACCAUCUUUUGUAAAGGUCCAAUUACAAAAAAUAUCCUUGCUUUGUUCUAGAUAAGCUAUUAACACAUGAUUGUAUAAACUGCAACAGAGGAUCUACUAUAAAAGCCAAGUUGGUACAUACCCAAAAAACUGAACCACACUCUGCAGCAGUAUUUUUCAAGUUUCAGUCCACUAAAAUAACUUGAUGGCACUGCCUCUGGACCAGAUCCCUAGCCUCCCCCCAACUAGUUUGUCAAGUGGUCCCCGUUAAAUGGAAACCAUUUAUGAAUGACUGAUAGUAAUGCAACAUCAAAUACUUUUUUUUGAGAAAACAAAAAAGUACAGUCAUUGGAAAAUGUAAAAAAUAUUAAUCAAUUUUAUUAGGAAAUAAUCAAGCUGGAAAAAUGUAUAAAUAUAAAAGAUGAUGCACUAGUUUGACCACCUCAUGUGUGUUUGGCAGCUGUUAGCUGAUUACACAAUGCAGGGAUUCUCAACAUGGAACAGGAAUUUUAUUUUAUUUUUAAUUUUUUUGCACAGUUCAACAAUUCUGCACAUGGAAAUGGACCUAACGUGCACAGUGUGUUUGUGAUGUUCAUGUAAACAAUCAAUUCAACCAUCAUGGAACGUUAUACUGUGCAAAGAUCUUGAGCCACCACUCACUCACUCACUCACUCACUCACCUUCUAUACCACUUUAUCCUGUAUUCAGGGUCGCGGGGACCUGGAGCCUAUCCCAGGAGGCUUAGGGCACGAGGCUGUGUACACCCUGGACAAGGUGCCAAUCCAUCGCAGGGCACACACACAUGCAUACACUCACACCCUCAUUCACACACUAUGGGCAAUUUGGGAACGAGCCACCCCUCAUUACUUCAUAUUUUGUUUCCAAAGACGGGGUUCAGAAAAAGUUCUCCCGGCUUCCUGAAGGACGUUUUUCCCUCAGUCCUUGUACCUGACCAGUUUCAGAGGAAUGUAAUGUGUUUGUUAAUCUGUACAGUGAGCUAUGCACCAGUAAAGCAUAAAAAGUAUCUACUGUGACUUAGGACAUAAACCAGUGAGAAACAGGUACAGAUGAUGACAGAUGAUCUGACCGGUGAUUAGUAUACUGGUGAUGCUGAAUGCUGAAUGGUUGGAACUGAUGAGAAGGGAAAUGAGGUUGCUGCUGAAGUAGUUUCAUAAACAGACAACUUUUAAAUUGUAUCUUUAGUCUUUUUGCAGCAUAUCACUGUAAAACAUUUGUUCCUAUCCCUUUAAUUUAAUCUACAUCAUUUAAUUUCAUUUAACAUGAAGAAGUGACUGGUGGCUCAAGACUUUUGCACAAUACUGUAUUUGCUACAAAGUACAAAAUAUUAUAGUGGAGACUGCAAGCUUAAAUAGUGCUGUAGGCAUUUUAAUGGCACUCAUAAUGUAGGUUAAAUAACAUCUAAGUCUCAUUUUUGGUUUGUGCGUGAUGUGACUGUUGGCUUAAUGUUUAAUGAGUCUGUGUUGUUAGAGAAAUACCACAGUUUGUUUAUGAGUAAAAAUCCACACUGCACUGCUGAAAGUGGAGGUUAUCAGAAACUUUUUCGUGGUUAAAAUUUCCUGGAAUGCUACACACCACUGAUGCGCGCUGUUGUUAUUGGAUGUGCUCAACUGCUUUUUUUUUAUGAAGGUUAACCUUUACCUUGUAUUUUUUAAAGCAAUGUUUGUCUACACUGGUAAAAGUAGAUUUGCUACUAGGAUGUUGAACUGAAACUGAUCGCAUGACCCCUGUUUAUUACGGUUUAGGCCAGAUGAUUGAAUCAUUGUCUUGAUUUCUCCUUACACAGAAGGGCAGAUGGCAGCAUGACUGAGGCCAGCCAACCUCCAGAGCAUGCUUAGUAAUGCCAAGACUCAGACUAUCCUAGAGUUAUUUUGGUCUGAAGAAAAAUGUAUUGUAUAGUAUAAUAGCUAAGAAUUUAUGACUAUGACUUUAUUCGUUCUUUCAUGUGAAAUUGGCCAAUUCAAAUUCAAAUUUUAUUUGUCACAUACAUAGUCAUACACAUACGAUAUGCAGUGAAAUGCUAAGUCCACUGAAGCCACAUUAAAGCCACAUUGGUUAAACUUCAAAGACGGGAUUUGUCAGAUCUACUUAUAAUGCUGUAAUUGUUAUCUGCACAGAUCAAUAUAGAAAGGCCCUGUUUGUGCUGUUUGUGAUAAACACCAUCUGAAUAAGUUUUGCAUGGAAAGGUUUUCAAGCUGUCUACAUACUUUAUCUAAACAAAUGUGCUCCGGUGUUCCAGAUUGUCGAUAAAUACUUUGAUCCAUUUCUAAAGCUUUAUGUUUGUGUCUGAACAUAUCUGAAUGAAAAUGAAGUGUCAGUCAUUUUGUUAAUGUCUGCGGUUGUCUUUUGUCUGUGCACUGCUUUGAGAAUGUUGUUGAGAGUGCGUUGGACGAAAUCCUGCACCUUCUUGCCUGUGUCACUGAAAGACGUCCGGGCACGGCAUUAUGAUUCUCAGUUCUUCACCAUCACAGAGCUUACAUACAGCAGCCUCCACGAGAAAAUCUAUACAAAACAAACAAAUGAUAGGCUCUCUUCAUCAACAGCAUUUUUUUGUGUGCUUCCAUUUUCAUCAUAUGCACAAACUCCAUUCACUGACAUUUUUCUAUCUUCUUGGUUCUACUUCACAUUGUAUAUAAACAUGAUUGCUGUGAAUGGUGUAAUAUGCAGCUGUAACCCAUUGGUACCAUCUUAAAUGGGCAGUAGUUCGAUGUGUCUUGUAAGUGUUUGCGUUAUGAGUCAAAAUGUUUGCUUAGCCUACACCUUAACACACUGUCUGAUAUAAAAUAAACGUGGAAC